Temnothorax curvispinosus is the source of this 4751-nucleotide messenger RNA. RefSeq names its product mediator of RNA polymerase II transcription subunit 23 (gene MED23). Lineage: Eukaryota; Metazoa; Arthropoda; Insecta; Hymenoptera; Formicidae. The transcript is spliced from 12 exons. Gene Ontology annotation, cellular component: transcription regulator complex; mediator complex. The record is from RefSeq and is a predicted model, not a curated record. Gene Ontology annotation, biological process: regulation of transcription by RNA polymerase II; positive regulation of gene expression. The coding region runs from base 266 to 4339 and encodes 1357 amino acids.
GACAGACUGUCAAGUACGGGAGAAGAAUUGACAUUAGUGUCUGUUUUUUUUUUUUUUAGAGAAAUCUAUCCUUCGAGUGAAAGGAAGAUUAGGUGCUUUUAGCACCUUUUCUCUCCUUUAGAUCAUAUAGCACUUGAAUUUCUGGAAUUACUGAAAUCACUUCCCUAUCCUUUUGACGCACAAGCGUCUGGGCGCGUUAAGUCUAGGUUAUGUCUUGACAUGUGUCAACUUUCCUGAUCGUUGAAGAUAUUACGUAGCUGAGAAGAUGAGCAACGAAACUCAGAUUACGAGUAUCUUAAACGAUAUCUUGAAAGUAGAAGCGAUAGAGGAGGCUUUCAGUUGCGUUCUCGUUCAUCAUCCCAAGAAGGAGAGUGAAAAGGUGGCGACAUGGCAUCAAGAACUGAAGACAGCUGUGACCGGAUUGACGAAGGAGCAGCAGGAGGCGGCGGUUCGUCAGUUCCUAUCGAUGGCGGCAGCAAUGACGAACCACAGGCGAUUACAAUUAUUACUGUCGCUACUGGAAAACCUAGUGUAUUCAAAUUACUUGCCUGCUAGAUUGGUGUGCGAAUGUAUUCUGAGUUGCGACAAAUUGCAAUAUCAGUUGGAGGAUUUUUGGGUUGAGUGUUUUGUUCUCAUUAGACAUAUCAUCGGCGGAGUCGACUACAAGGGAGUCAGAGAAAUCAUGAAAGGAUGCAAAGAGAAGGCCCAAACCAUACCAGCCCGAUUAGACGCGUCGGUACAACCACAACUAAAGGCUUUGGAAAACGUUAUUGAAUAUAUCUUCGAUAGAAAUGCGUGCUUAUUGCCGGGUUAUUUUAUUGUCAACGAGAUACAGAAAGCUUAUCCCGACAGCAAAAAUUGGCCUCAUUGGAAACUGGCAAAGUUGCUCUCGAAUUUUGUCGAAAGUUUUCGAAAUACUGCGCAAAUGGUAUCUAUAGUGGGACACUCGAAGAUGUUGCCAGUGGUUGAGCAUACAGGAUACGCAGACUAUUUGAUCAAUCCUUGGUUAUUGGAUCCUACUACAUUGAAGUUUUCUUUGAAAGGAAAUCUACCUUACGAUCCAGAUUUACUUAAGCCUCAAACGGAGUUACUUAGAUAUGUUUUGGAGCAGCCAUACAGCAGAGAUAUGGUCUGCUCGAUGCUUGGUUUGCAGAAACAGCACAAACAACGAUGCAUCGUCUUGGAGGAGCAACUUGUGGAGCUCGUCAUCCUCGCGAUGGAACGAUCUGAAAACGAAUCUCUGCCAGCAGAGGGGAUGGAUGGAACAGUGGCCAAUCACUGGGUGUGGUUGCACCUGUCUUCGCAACUGAUUUACUUCAUUCUCUUUCAAUUCGCCUGUUUUCCAAGCAUCGUUAUGGCGAUACACGAUAAAUUAGCCGGUAGAGAAUUGAGGAAGGGUAGAGACCAUCUGAUGUGGGUCCUUCUGCAAUUUAUUUCGGGUAGCAUUCAACGGAAUCCGCUGUCGAAUUUUUUACCCGUUCUGAAACUGUACGAUCUUCUCUAUCCGGAGAAGGAACCUCUGCCUGUCCCAGAUUAUACCCAAGCGCUGUGCACUCAUCAGAUGGCGAUAACGUGCAUAUGGAUACAUCUACUGAAGAAGGCUCAAACCGAGCCCUGCACUAACAUUCACAGGCCCAUACCGCACACGCUGAAGGUCCAUCAUGAGUUUCUGCAGCAUCUAGUCAUGCCAAAUGCUUCUCUGUGCAUGGGAUCGGAUUAUCGCAUUGCGCUAUUGUGCAACGCGUACUCGACGAAUCAGGAGUAUUUUAGCAGACCGAUGGCGGCGCUCGUGGAUACAAUCCUGGGUACGCAGAAGAAUCAACAGCAGCAGCCAUUGCAGAAUCUGCAGAAUAACGCGGCGUUGGCGAACGGCCCGACGACGCCGCUUUCAAUGUCUAUUCUGGAUUCUCUAACCGUGCACUCUAAGAUGAGCCUGAUCCACAGCAUUGUUACGCAUGUGAUCAAACUGGCGCAAUCCAAGAGCAACAUGGCAUUAGCACCAGCACUGGUCGAGACUUAUAGCAGAUUAUUGGUAUACACGGAGAUCGAGAGUUUGGGCAUCAAAGGUUUUAUCAGCCAGCUGUUGCCAACGGUAUUCAAAUCGCAUGCCUGGGGAACAUUGUACACACUGUUGGAGAUGUUCAGCUACAGGAUGCACCAUAUCCAGCCGCAUUACAGGGUACAGCUGCUGUCGCAUCUACACAGCCUCGCAGCGGUACCGCAGACCAACCAGACGCAGCUUCAUUUGUGUGUCGAGAGCACGGCGUUGCGUCUCAUUACCGGACUGGGUUCGGCGGAAGUACAACCGCAACUGUCUAGGUUCCUGUCAGAGCCGAAAACCCUCGUGUCUGCUGAAUCGGAGGAACUUAAUCGAGCAUUGGUAUUGACACUGGCGCGAUCCAUGCAUGUAACCGGCACCGGUGCCGACAGUCUCAGCGGCACGUGGUGCAAGGAACUGUUGAACACCAUCAUGCAAAAUACGCCGCAUUCUUGGGCGAAUCACACCCUCCAGUGUUUUCCGCCGGUGUUGAGCGAGUUCUUCCAGCAGAACAGCGUGGCGAAGGAGAACAAGCAACAGAUAAAAAAAGCGGUCGAGGAAGAAUACAGAAAUUGGGCGUCCAUGAACAACGAGAACGACAUCAUCGCGCAUUUCUCCGUUCCUGGCACGCCGCCGUUGUUCCUCUGUCUCUUGUGGAAAAUGAUACUCGAGACCGACCGCAUCAGUCCUAUCGCGUACAAAAUUCUUGAGAGAAUUGGCGCCCGAGCGCUUUCGGCUCAUCUCAGGAAAUUUUGCGAUUAUCUGGUGUUCGAAUUUGCCAACAGCGUUGGCGGUCAGCAUGUCAACAAGUGCGUCGACACUAUUAACGACAUGAUCUGGAAAUACAACAUAGUGACCAUUGACAGACUUGUACUUUGUCUAGCGUUAAGAACUCAGGAAGGUAAUGAGGCUCAAGUGUGCUUUUUCAUCAUACAAUUGUUGCUAUUGAAAGCGGCGGAGUUUAGAAACCGUGUACAAGAGUUCGUUAAGGAGAACUCGCCGGAGCAUUGGAAACAGUCAAAUUGGCACGAGAAGCAUCUCGCUUUUCACAGGAAGUUCCCAGAAAAGUUUGCGCCGGAGGGUAUUAUGGAGCAGACUAGUGGCGGGCCAAGUCAGUAUCAAAAUUUGCCCGUGUACUUUGGGAACGUAUGUCUCCGCUUCUUACCGGUUUUUGACAUAGUGGUGCACCGAUACCUAGAGAUACCGCCCGUCAUCAAGAGCUUGGAAAUAUUGUUGGAACACUUGGGCUGUCUGUACAAAUUUCACGAUCGUCCUGUGACAUACCUUUACAAUACAUUGCAUUAUUACGAAAAGAAGUUGCGAGAUCGGCCGUUGUUAAAACGUCGAUUGGUAUCCGCCGUUUUGGGAUCGUUACGAGAAAUCAGGGCACCAGGAUGGGCACUUUCCGAGGCUUAUCAAGUGUACAUGACACGCUUCAAUGACGAUGCAGUGUCAUGGGUACCAGAAUUGGAUUAUUACAUUCGACUUGUACAAAGGAUCGUAGAAACAAUGUCCGGCACGGCUCACUUUCCCGCCACCGACUGGAGAUUCAACGAAUUCCCAAAUCCAGCCGCGCACGCAUUGUACGUGACUUGCGUCGAACUUAUGGCUCUUCCGGUUGCUCCAGAUGCAGUAGCUAACUUUCUAUUAGACGUUGUUGCUAAAGGGUACACCGUUGUGCCGUCAUACGAGAUACAUUUGUGGAUAAAUUGCGUCGGUUUGUUACUAGCAGCGUUACCAGAAUGUUAUUGGUCAGCAUUGCACAAACGUUUGCUGGAGACCAUCAGCAGUCCCGGCUUGGUUAAUUGGCAGUACAAUAACUUGACGCCAUUCCAAAUGUUUAACUUCAACAUCACGCAUAACAACCUGUUAGAAAACAAGUACAGCUACAUGCUUGCACUGGCGCAUUCUGUGUGGCAUCAUGCAGGCGUAGGACAGAUCACGACAAUGCCUCAGUUUAUCAAGGAGAAACUUCAGCCGGUUGUAAGCAGCGAGGAACAAUUAAUAUACGCUUGCCACCUAAUCGGUCCCACUCUAGCGAGGUUUAACGCGGAGCGGCCACAUUGCGUGGUCGAGCUUGCAGUCUGCCUGUACGAGAUGCUGGAACGAGUUGACCACACUCAAACAACUUUGAAUUACAUGGAUCCAAUUUGCGAUUUACUAUAUCACAUCAAGUACAUGUUCGUCGGUGAUAUGACGAAAAACGAGGUGGAGUGUAUCAUACGGAGGCUGAGGCCAGCGUUGCAAAUGAGGCUGCGUUUCAUCGCUCACAUAAACAUUGACGAGAUCCAUACGUCCUAAGAUGUCCAUAUGCCUGUAAAAGAGGGUUGCCGUCGACGCGACGUGUAAUUCAGCAUCUCGCCUCAAAUCUUCGGCUCGCGGAAUGCCGACCUAGGUCGUUCUGGAAUUAGAAUUUAUCAAUUUAAAUAUAAACAGACGUAAGGUUGCAUCCCCAUGGAGAAAGAAAUAGCGGAACGGAAUUAAAACGGUAUUACUCUGAUUAGCUAAUCUCCAGGUGGGGGGGCUCUCCAGGUGGAAUAUUCGUCAAUCAGAGUAAUACCGUUUUAAUCCCGUUCUGCUAUUUCUUUCUCCACGGGGAGGCAGCUUAAGAAAUGUAUGCUUCCUAUGUUUUUUUUAACUCUUUACGAAAUGAUAUCUCUUGUACUUUGAUACUUUCAGAGUGUACCCGAAAAUAAAGUUUAACAUUCAGUAA